Messenger RNA from Ustilaginoidea virens, 1143 nucleotides. RefSeq lists its product as uncharacterized. The transcript has 4 exons. The record is from RefSeq and is a predicted model, not a curated record. The coding region runs from base 1 to 1143 and encodes 380 amino acids. Lineage: Eukaryota; Fungi; Ascomycota; Sordariomycetes; Hypocreales; Clavicipitaceae.
AUGACGGAGAUACUUCACAACGCGCCCAUUGUCCUGGACAAUGGAUCGGGCACCAUCCGUGCCGGGUUCGCCGGCGACGACCUUCCCAAGUGCUUCUUCCCCUCCUGGGUUGGACGGCCGAAGCACCUCAGAGUUUUGGCUGGCGCCCUGGAAGGCGACGUAUUCAUCGGGCAAAAAGCCGCCACGGAACUGAGGGGGCUUCUGAAGAUUCGCUACCCCCUGGAGCACGGCAUUGUCACAGACUGGGAUGACAUGGAGAGGAUAUGGGAGUACGUUUACGGCGAGGGGCUCAAGACGUUGAGCGAAGAGCAUCCUGUUCUGCUGACGGAACCGCCUCUAAACCCCCGGAGCAACCGCGACACCGCGGCCCAAAUACUUUUCGAGACUUUCAACGUCCCCGCCCUGCACACGUCCAUCCAAGCUGUCCUGUCAUUAUACGCCAGCGGCCGCACAACCGGCAUCGUCCUGGACUCGGGCGACGGGGUCUCGCACGCUGUCCCCGUCUACGAGGGGUUCGCCAUGCCCAGCAGCAUCCGGCGAAUCGACGUGGCUGGUCGCGACGUGACCGAGUACCUGCAGACCCUGCUGCGGAAGAGCGGCUACGUGUUCCACACAAGCGCCGAAAAGGAGGUGGUGCGGCUGAUCAAGGAGAGCGUGUCCUAUGUUGCGCACGACCCGAGAAAAGAGGAGAGGGACUGGAUCGGCAUCAAGCCAAACGAGAGCAAGUUUGCCGAAUACGUCCUACCGGACGGCCACAAGCUCAAGAUUGGCCCCGAGCGCUUCCGAGCUCCAGAGGUCCUGUUCGACCCCGAAAUCAUCGGCCUCGAGUAUCCCGGCGUCCACCAAAUCGUGGUCGACGCCAUCAACAGGACGGACCUGGACCUGCGCAAGUCGUUGUACAGCAACAUUGUCCUCUCUGGCGGCAGCACCCUGACCAAGGGCUUCGGCGAGAGAAUACUGACCGAGCUGCAGAAGCUUGCGGUCAAGGACAUGAGAAUAAAAAUCUUUGCGCCCCCCGAGCGGAAAUACUCGACGUGGAUUGGGGGAAGCAUUCUCGCCGGAUUGAGCACAUUCCGCAAGAUGUGGGUAAGCAUCGACGACUGGCACGAGAACCCGGACAUUAUCCACACCAAAUUCACUUGA